Molecule: messenger RNA, 948 nt
Organism: Aspergillus pseudonomiae
Lineage: Eukaryota; Fungi; Ascomycota; Eurotiomycetes; Eurotiales; Aspergillaceae
Product: SRR1 family protein
Exons: 2
Coding region: 1-948 (315 amino acids)
Source: RefSeq, a predicted model, not a curated record
AUGACUGAUGCACAAGACUCUGACUGUGAAGACUUUCACUCUUCACAUGGUCGAGACUAUGAUACGUUUGUGCAGGAGACAGCUGGCAUCCACAGGCUUUACGAGGCUGGAGUUCCCUUUUUCACAAAGGAACAGCUCCGUGACCUCAGUAGGCAGCUUAAAGAAGCAGAAAACUCUGAAAAGCGAGAUGUACUCAUUAAGGGAUUAGAGGGCACUGAAGAAACUUUUGAAGUCAGAACAGGUGUCACCAGGGCUGGGUCGGAGCCCGGUACAGAAUGGGUUCUCAAGGCACCAGCCAUCGAAUACCGCACCUUUGGGUUUCUCACCUCGUAUAGGGCGUACCAGAUGGAUGGGUAUAGUGACCUCAGUCUAAGGGUCCUCCACUACAUGGAGUUGCGCGACGAAAUUACGAAAGAGUUACGACCUGGUUUCCGCUACGUUGUGGAUUCGGUCAAGACAAUCAAUGAUUCCUUUACAACCAGCAUCCAGAGCUGGGAAGCCAGUGAAUCCUACACGCAACUGCAGAUCAUCGAAUCGCGUGAGAACCUCCCUCCGAUCACAAAGAUUGUUGCCCUCGCGCUAGGUACUAUGCAGCCUCGUUCCAUUGAGAAUUGGGACCAUCGGUCUGAGUUUCAGCAUGCCUUGGCCUUGACAUUGCGUCGCAUCGUGAGUAAGUGCCAGGGAGAGACAGCCGACAAAAUCGAAUGCUUCGCACAGGACCCUGCCUACACCGCUCUUGACAAGUCGAUUCUCGAGAAAUACGAAAUCACUUGUCUGGAGGAUCCAGAUGCUUUCGUGGAGAUUGAUGAUUCCACUAUUGUCUUGACCUUCGCGCCAGAUGUGCCCGUGAGACAAAUCGUUGCGGACAUUGCUCGGCCUGCGAUGAUGAUUUGGAAUACAUGCGAGGAUGAGAUAUGGCUGCAUAACGGCCGUGAGCAGUUCAUGUAG